Messenger RNA from Pygocentrus nattereri (red-bellied piranha), 2087 nucleotides. It is a transcript of the gene bcam, whose product is annotated as basal cell adhesion molecule (Lutheran blood group). Gene Ontology annotation, cellular component: plasma membrane. The transcript has 17 exons. The record is from RefSeq and is a predicted model, not a curated record. Bases 238 to 2043 code for a protein of 601 amino acids. NCBI's taxonomy places the organism in Eukaryota, Metazoa, Chordata, Actinopteri, Characiformes, Serrasalmidae.
GAGAGAGAGAGAGGGAGAGAGGGAGAGAGGGAGAGAGAGAGAGAGAACUACAGCUACAGAGAGGGAGAGAAACAGGAGGGGGAGUCUAAAACGGCGCUGCUGCGUGUGUGUUCAGAGGGAGAGAGUGUGUGAGAGGCUGAAGGGAGUCUUCACCCACCCGAGACGGACUGAAGAGCCGCUGCACCGAGCAAGAAAGUCGAAGCGACAAGAAACCGGACAACUUUGAGAGGAGCAGCCAUGGCAGGAAGCUCGCUGAGGAGUUUGUGUUUGCUGUUUCUGUCACUGGGAGUGUGUCUGGCCGGAAUCACAGUGAAAGUGAGCCCCGAGGUGGAUGUGAUUCUAGGAGAAACUGCUCGACUGCCCUGCAACUACACCAUCUCCGAUAGUUCCGUCCAGCCAGUGGUCACGUGGUUCAUCGACUCUGCAGGCUCAAGGAAACGUGUCGCUUACAGGUCCCCCCCAGACAGUGGCAAUGACAAAAUUGGUCUGUUUAAAGACCGUGCCACCAUGGAAGCCGACAUGACCCUGGUCAUCUCUAAAGUCAACGUGGGGGAUGAAAUGAGCUUCUUCUGCCAGGUCAGAGGAGGAGCCGUGGGCGUCGAAGAGGACGUGACCAAACUCAGGGUUUUCCUUUCUCCAGAGAAGCCAGUCAUAUCUCAUAAUACCCAUAGCAUUACCGCUGACCAAGAUCAAUCUUCUCAGGUUGGCACGUGUACCAGCAGGAACGGUCACCCACAGCCUCGUAUCAUCUGGUUUAAAGACUCCAAGCCUCUACCAGAAGUGACAGAUUCUAAAGAAAAGACCUACAUGGUGCCCAGAGUGGUGAAAGAGUCAUCGGGUCUGUUCACGGUGGCCAGUGAGCUCUAUAUGCAGCUGAUGAAGGAGGAUGGCAAGUCGGUUUUCCACUGCACUGUGGAGUAUGCAAUGCCCAAUGGACAAAUCACAAAGGAAAGCUCUGAUCAUUUCAGUCUCACAGUGUACUAUCCAGCGGAGAACAUGUUUUUCACACUUUUGAACCAAGGCCCGUUCAAAGAAGGAGACAGGGUUCAGAUGAAGUGUGAGACGGACGGAAACCCUCAGCCUGAGUUUGAAUUCUACAAGGGAGAUGUCAAACUUGGACAAACUGGCACGGGUUUAUGGACACUGGAAAAUGUCACUCGAGACGAUGCUGACAUCUACAAGUGUUAUGUUCUGGAUUUUGAAACUUUUGUUGAACUGACCAGAACUCUCACCUUGAAAGUGGAGUAUCUGGACCCAGUUUCCAUUGUACCUGCUGGCCCUUUGAUUCUCAAAGGAGGUGAUGCCUUGGACCUGCAGUGUCAGACCAAAUCAUCAAAUGAUCACUACGUGGUUUGGAAGAAGGCUGGUAAGGAACUGUCUCAGACAGGUGGACUCUCCCUGAAGUCCGUCACUCUGGCAGAUGCUGGUGAAUACGUGUGUGUCGCAUCUAUGCGCUCAGUGCCAGGUCUAGAGAAACAAGCUAACAUCACCAUCAGAGUCGAAGGCAAGCCUGAGAUUGAUGUGCCUGUUAAAGUCGAGGUGAAGAAAAAGGGAGAUUCAGUCACUCUGAGGUGCUCUGCUCUAGGCUAUCCUGCUCCACAGUUCAACUGGAGACCCUCUGGCAAAGAGUCAGUGACAGUAGAAGGACAAAAGACUAUCAGCAUAAACAUCCUGCCGGCCACAGAUGCAGUCAUUACCGAUGGUGUCACUUGUGAAGCGACCAAUAAAUUUGGCACAGACACCAAGAAGUUUGAGGUGGCUGAAUCAGCUAACACUGCCGAUAGACGCAACCAUGCAGGAUCAGGAAGUCCUGUGUUUGCAAAAGUAGCUGAACCUCAACAGGCCGGCUCCAGCAUAGUAGUGAUCGCCGUGGUGGUGUCUGUGCUUCUGCUGCUGUUCAUUGUGGCCGUCCUGUACUUCCUCAGUAAGAAGAACAAGAUGCCUUGUGGCAAAAAGGACAAUGCACCUGGAAAUGGGCAGGACAAGCAUGAGACAAAGCCAUUCAAUGAGAAGGAUGUGGAAGAAGCAAAAUCAUCAAAUUAAAUGAAGAUGGGACAGUGAAGUGGCAGGGGUGCCUUUUCUUUACA